Messenger RNA from Oncorhynchus nerka (sockeye salmon), 826 nucleotides. Its product is annotated as permeability factor 2-like. Gene Ontology annotation, molecular function: chemokine activity. The transcript is spliced from 4 exons. Gene Ontology annotation, cellular component: extracellular region. The coding region runs from base 176 to 469 and encodes 97 amino acids. NCBI's taxonomy places the organism in Eukaryota, Metazoa, Chordata, Actinopteri, Salmoniformes, Salmonidae. The record is from RefSeq and is a predicted model, not a curated record. Gene Ontology annotation, biological process: defense response; chemotaxis; immune response.
UCUCCUCACAGCGGAAGAUUCAAACUCGCCACAGACAGAGAAGGAAAAAGAGAAAGAAAAAAAGAGAACUCGCAACCGGACUGACAGUAAGAGAAAGAUAUAACACACUUGUUACCAGCGAGAUAACAACACACUUUAUUAGAGGAUUUCUAGUAGGAUCAUCUGUAACCCCAAGAUGAGCAUCAGAAUGUCAGCCAGCCUUGUCGUUGUGCUCCUGGCCCUCCUGACCAUUACUGAGGGGAUGAGUCUGAGAGGCAUGGGGGCGGACCUGCGAUGUCGCUGCAUUGAGACGGAGAGCAGACGCAUUGGUAAACUCAUUAAGAAGGUGGAGAUGUUCCCUCCCAGCUCGCACUGCAGAGACACUGAGAUCAUUGCCACUCUGAGCAAGAGCGGUCAGGAGAUUUGUCUGGAUGUCAGCGCUCCUUGGGUCAAGAAGGUCAUUGAGAAGAUGCUGGCCAACAACAAAUGAAGAGGGGGAAUCAUUCCAUGAAUAGUCUGGAAUUCUGAACUGUUACAAGAUACAAACCAAAUAAGUAUUUAUAAGAUUUAUAGCCUGAAUUGUAUCAUUUUCUAUCCAGGUUGAAAUACAAUACUAGAUUUAGAGUGGCAUGAGACUUUUAAAUGAAAAGACAGUCGGUUUCUUAUAUACAACCAAGUACUAUGUACUAAAAUUAUAUUUUAUUUUUUAUUUAUCAAUAGUUUUUAUUUUGUUGAGAUUUACAUACAUUCCAGUUGUAUUGGAAUGAUUUCGUAAUGAACAACAUCACAUCCUACUUGACCCUCAAACGUAUUUAUAAAAACCUCAGUAUAUUUAUUGAUAUAUUUA